AUGCCUGGACCGACCUCUUCGGUGAUACGCCAGGCUUCGCGUGCCUGCACUCGCGGAUUAUCCAACAACGCAAUCCUUUCUCCCUCACGUUCCGGAACUGCUUCCAUCGCCUCCUCGCGCUUCGUCGGUCGUCGCAGCUAUGUCUCCGAGUCCAGGCCCGCCAAUGCUCAAGUCGCAGACGUCGAGUCUGCCAUCAAAGCAGACCAGAAGAAAUUCAUCCAGGAGAGCGGCAAUCUGCCCUCGCAAGUCAAAAUGCCCGGGACCGAGAUCACCGCCGACACAAUGCUGAGCCCUCAAGCCGGCAUUUUGAAGCAUGCAACCAUUAUGGAUCAGGGUACACGCCCAAUCUAUCUCGAUGCACAGGCCACCACCCCAGUUGACCCCAGGGUUCUCGAUGCAAUGCUACCUUUCCUCACUGGCCUCUUUGGCAAUCCUCAUUCGAGAACGCAUGCGUAUGGGUGGGAAAGCGAGAAGGCUUCCGAGCAAGCAAGAGAACAUGUUGCCAAACUCAUUGGUGCAGACCCCAAGGAAAUUAUAUUUACAAGUGGUGCCACCGAAAGCAACAAUAUGAGCAUCAAAGGUGUCGCCAGGUUUUUUGGCAGAUCGGGCAAGAAGAAGCAUAUCAUCACCAGCCAGACAGAACACAAGUGCGUUUUGGACAGCUGUCGACAUUUACAGGAUGAAGGCUUUGAGGUCACAUAUCUGCCCGUCGAUUCAAGCGGCUUGAUCAAUCUUCAGCAGCUCGAGGAAGCCAUCAGACCAGAAACUGCGUUAGUCAGCAUCAUGACCGUCAACAACGAGAUCGGUGUCAUACAGCCCAUGAAAGAGAUUGGGCAGCUGUGCCGAUCGAAGAAAGUGUACUUCCACACCGACGGCGCCCAGGCUGUUGGCAAAAUUCCGAUUAGCGUCAACGAUUGGAAUGUCGACCUGAUGUCAAUCUCGAGCCAUAAAAUAUAUGGGCCCAAGGGAAUUGGUGCCUGUUAUGUAAGAAGACGGCCUCGCGUCAGGUUGGACCCCAUUAUCAGCGGUGGCGGUCAGGAGCGAGGGCUCCGCAGCGGAACACUUGCACCUCACCUCGUGGUCGGAUUUGGAGAAGCUUGUCGUAUUGCCAAAGAGGAGAUGGAGUACGACUCUAAACGCAUCAACUUUCUAUCCAAGCGACUUGUCGAUGGUUUGCUUGCGAUGGAGCACACCUCUUUGAACGGAGACCCGACUCGACGAUAUCCUGGAUGCGUCAAUGUUUCGUUCGCGUACGUUGAAGGAGAGUCACUCUUGAUGGCCCUCAAGGAUAUUGCCCUCUCCUCUGGGAGUGCCUGCACCUCAGCAUCCUUGGAGCCUAGCUAUGUUCUCCGCGCUCUGGGAAACAGCGACGAAAGUGCGCACAGCAGUAUCCGUUUUGGCAUUGGGCGCUUCACCACAACUAGCGAAAUCGACUACGUUCUGAAAGCUGUCCGUGAGCGCGUCACCUUCUUGAGAGAGCUCAGCCCGCUCUGGGAACUGGUCCAAGAAGGAAUCGACUUGAACACCAUUGAAUGGAGUCAGCAUUGA
Fonsecaea multimorphosa CBS 102226 is the source of this 1548-nucleotide messenger RNA. RefSeq names its product cysteine desulfurase, mitochondrial. The record is from RefSeq and is a predicted model, not a curated record. Gene Ontology annotation, cellular component: cytosol; nucleus; mitochondrion. The coding region runs from base 1 to 1548 and encodes 515 amino acids. Lineage: Eukaryota; Fungi; Ascomycota; Eurotiomycetes; Chaetothyriales; Herpotrichiellaceae. Gene Ontology annotation, biological process: [2Fe-2S] cluster assembly. Gene Ontology annotation, molecular function: cysteine desulfurase activity; pyridoxal phosphate binding. The transcript has 2 exons.